Molecule: messenger RNA, 1912 nt
Organism: Manis pentadactyla (Chinese pangolin)
Lineage: Eukaryota; Metazoa; Chordata; Mammalia; Pholidota; Manidae
Gene: RWDD3
Product: RWD domain containing 3
Exons: 4
Coding region: 524-1519 (331 amino acids)
Biological process (GO): positive regulation of hypoxia-inducible factor-1alpha signaling pathway; positive regulation of protein sumoylation
Molecular function (GO): protein binding
Source: RefSeq, a predicted model, not a curated record
ACCUCAGUGACAUCCUUAGAAUGCAGGGCCGGCAGGUCCAACUCGCCCUUUUUGCGACCAUUAAGAGGUCCCGGGAAUCAGGUCCUGGUCCAAAGUCCCAGCGCCCGUUAAAGCUCAGCAUCUGGGGGUUGUUACUGCUCCGGACCUUUUCUCGGCGUCGGGGACUCCUAGGUCACUGACAGCUCCACGAGGGCAGAGAACGUCGUCUGUUCUGUAACUGCAGUACCCCAACACCUAGAUUACUUCCGAACAGGAGGGCUAACCUCUUCUGGUCCCUUCCUUGCUUGCUGCUUUCUUCCUAUACGCCAAGCCCCUUUCCGCCUGCCUGCCCUCCACCCGGCAGCCCACGGCCGACUCUGGGCGGGAGUGAUCAAUGUUCUAAGCGUGGGAUGAAGUUAAAGGAUCUGGGGCUUUGCUGGAAGGCCUGCCUCCGUCAGGAAAGCAACGGCUGGGCUGAGCGGCUGCCUCUGGCAGGCACCCUGCCCCGGCCACGGGGCCGUCAGCCUCCUGGAAAAGUCCCCGAAUGGGGACCGAGCCUGCCAUCUGGAGUUGGUCGGCAGGAGCUUCCCGGCGGCACUUAAGGCCUUUCGGUCCCCGCCCGGCCCGCCACGCGCUGAGGCGCUGCGGAGCGCCCUCCGGUGGCCACCGGCCGCACUGCUCGAGACUGGUGGGGACGGCGGCGGCGGAAGGGGAGGAGCGGGGCUUGCGAGGUCGGGCGGCCAUGGCGGAGCCAGCGCGGGAGGAGCUCUCGGCCCUGGCCGCGAUUUUCUGCGGGCCCAACGAGUGGGAAGUGCUGAGCUGCUCAGAUGGGACCGUGUUCAAAAUUCUCACAAAAGCUGAAGGACUUACGGAUGCAGAUGUACCGUUAGAACUAGUGUUCCACUUACCGGUCAGUUACCCUUCAUGCCUGCCUGGCAUCUCAGUUCACUCUGAACACCUGACCAGGGCCCAGGCUGUGACUGUGAAAGAUAAGUUACUUGAGCAAGCAGAGAACCUUUUGUCAGGACCUAUGGUUCAUGAACUGAUUCUCUGGAUUCAGCAGAAUCUCAGGCACAUCCUCAACCAACCAGAAACUGGAAGUGGCAGCGAAAAGUGUACUUUUGCAACAAGUGUGACUGUGGGUGAUGGAUUGUGGAUGACCCUUUUGCAUUUGGAUCACAUGAGAGCAAAGGCCAAAUAUGUCAAAACUGUGGAGAAGUGGGCUUCCGAUUUAAAGCUCACAGGAAGACUGAUGUUCCUGGGUAAAAUAAUACUGAUUUUACUACAAGGAGACAGAAACAGCCUCAAGGAGUACCUGGUUCUUCAGAAAACCUCCAAAAUAGAUGUGGAUUCAAGUGGAAAGAAAUGCAAAGAAAAAAUGAUGAGUGUACUGUUUGAGACAAAAGUACAGGCAGAGCACAAAAGGUUUCUGGCAUUUGAAGUCAAAGAGUAUUCAUCGUUGGAUGCGCUACAAAAGGAGUUUGAAACUGCAGGACUUAUGAGGCUUUUCUCUGAAUUUGUACUUGGGCUGGUAAAAUGAAAUGGAGGACAGGAAUCUUUGAGUGAAAUAGCAGUGUUUUGCAUUUUUUUUCACUUUUUGUUUGUUUUUUUUUACAUUGGAUUUUGGGAGGCGCUAAUUGAAAUACGAGGGAACAAUUAAAAACUUUCUCUGAAGCAAAAUGAUAGUCACCAUCUUAACUUCAGGAAUGAAAGCCAGUUCUGUUUAUGGAAUAUGAAACAAUAAAAAUACCCAUGUAUUCUAAUUUUUGCCUAGUCUAAUUUUGUAAAGGUUGGGUUCAAUAAUAGAAUGUUAUUUGAAAGAUAAAUAUAAAAAGAUGAUGGUAAAUGAGCCCUUGUGUUUAUUCAGAGGAUUUGUUUGGCACUGUGCAAUUUUCUGGCUAAUUUUCUCAUAAUUAAAUCAGUUUUUAAAAGA